This is a messenger RNA of Amphiprion ocellaris (clown anemonefish), 3448 nucleotides long. Its product is annotated as long-chain fatty acid transport protein 1-like. The transcript is spliced from 14 exons. Lineage: Eukaryota; Metazoa; Chordata; Actinopteri; Pomacentridae. The coding region runs from base 162 to 2114 and encodes 650 amino acids. Gene Ontology annotation, molecular function: fatty acid transmembrane transporter activity; long-chain fatty acid-CoA ligase activity; long-chain fatty acid transmembrane transporter activity. The record is from RefSeq and is a predicted model, not a curated record. Gene Ontology annotation, cellular component: mitochondrial inner membrane; plasma membrane. Gene Ontology annotation, biological process: response to insulin; negative regulation of phospholipid biosynthetic process; adiponectin-activated signaling pathway.
UAUCGGGCAUUUCAACUCUGUCGACCACUCUGUAAACAUCAGACAGCCCUUCUGAGCUGCCGCCGCUGCUGCAUGAGCUCUUCAAAGCCCAUUCCUGCUGUCAACUCGUUGUAUUCUUGGUGGAGAACACUUGAAAUACCUGCACAGUCCCCACAGAUAAUAUGAUGCAUCUGACUAGUGGUGUCAUAUUGAGCCUCGUUAUUCUGGGGGCCGUGUGGCUGCUGUCCCUCACAUGGCUCCAUAUUCUGCUGGUGGGAUUCGGGCUCGGCAUGUUCUCGAGGGGAUCCUGGAGAAGUAUUCAUGUAGCUGCACACACAGUCAAAAGAGAUCUGACGUGUUUGGUGAUUUUGUUGCGAGUGAAGUUUUCCAUGUACCGAAAUCUGCGAAAUAGAAGCACCAUCCCUUCCCUGUUUGCUCAGAUGGUGACACUGCACCCAGACAAACCUGCCUUAAUCUAUGAGGCCACAGGAGAGGUUUGGAGUUUUAGGGAGCUGCAGGAGCGAUGCCAUGCCGUGGCACACUGGGCUCUGGCACAGGGCUGGGCUGAGGGCGAUGUAGUGGCUCUGUACCUGGAGAGUCAGCCUUUAGUGGUGGCUCUGUGGCUGGGUCUGGCUAUGGUGGGUGUAGAGGCUGCACUCAUCAACUACAACCUUCGACUGGACUCGCUGCUGCACUGUGUCAAAGUGUCUAGAGCUCGAGCUGUGGUGUUUGGAACAGAGACGACUGAAGCAGUGUCAGAGGUGAUUGAGUCCUUGCAGUCCGACAUGGUUCUGUUCAGAGCUGGUGAGCAGCAGGAUGAGGAGAAACUCUGCAGCGUCCAAGUUCUCAACUUGGAUGCUUUGCUGUCUUGUUCACCCAAACACUCACCACAGUACAAACUGAGAAAAGAAUUUAACGACAGACUUUUCUACAUCUACACUUCUGGUACAACAGGAAUGCCAAAGGCAGCUAUAGUGGUGCACAGUCGGUAUUAUCGCAUUGCUGCCUUUGGUUUUCACUCCUUUGGAUUACGUCAUGAUGACAUCAUCUACAACUGCCUUCCCCUCUACCAUUCUGCAGGUACCAUCAUGGGUGUAGGACAGUGUUUGCUCUUUGGCUCGACUGUCGUAAUCAGGAGAAAGUUCUCGGCCAGUCGCUUCUGGGAUGACUGCGUCAAACACAACUGCACUGUAAUCCAGUACAUAGGUGAGAUCUGCCGUUAUCUGUUGGCCCAGCCUGUACGGCCUUCUGAGGCUCAGCACCGGGUCCGUGUUGCCUACGGUAACGGCCUCCGUCCGUCUGUGUGGGAAGAGUUUGUCCAGAGGUUCAGAAUCCAAAGAAUCGGGGAAUUUUACGGUGCCACUGAGUGUAACUGCAGUCUGAUCAACACAGAUGGAAAGGUAGGGGCGUGUGGCUUCAACAGCCGGAUCCUGCCCAAUUUUUACCCCAUCAGACUGGUCAGAGUGCAGCAGGAUAACAGAGAGCUGCUCAGGGAUUCACAGGGACUCUGCAUACCCUGUCCACCUGGGGAGCCAGGCAUGUUAGUUGGACGCAUCAACCACACUGAUCCACUAAGGAGAUUUGACGGCUAUGCUGAUAAAGACUCUACUAAUAAGAAAAUAGCUCACAACGUAUUCAAGAUGGGAGACUCCGCUUACAUAUCAGGUGACGUGCUAGUGAUGGAUGAAUAUGGCUACAUGUACUUUAAGGACCGCAGCGGCGACACAUUUCGUUGGCGGGGGGAGAACGUUUCCACCACAGAGGUGGAAGGAGUCCUCAGCGGACUGCUGGGACACACUGAUGUAGCCGUCUAUGGAGUAUCUGUACCAGGGGUGGAGGGGAAGGCUGGUAUGGCAGCAAUAUCUCCUGCAGGAGGCCAAUUGGACCUUGAUGUGUUCUUGAUCGCUGUACAAAAAGCUCUACCCUCCUACGCACGCCCCAUCUUCCUCCGACUCAUGCCAUCUGUUGACACUACAGGUACUUUCAAAAUUCAAAAGGCACGACUGCAGAGGGAAGGAUACAAGCCACAAGAAACAAGUGAAAAGAUUUAUUUUCUGAAUAGUCGUGCUGGGUGUUACGAGGCUGUUACUGAUGAACUAUAUAAUGCCAUCAUGGAGGGGAAAGCAUCUUUAUGAGACAAGAGGAGGAGAUGAGGAAAUAUAGACGUUUGGUGAGGAUACUGUGUGGAUUUAAAUGCAAAAGAAAAACAACACAAAAGUCACUGAUGAAUGGGAUUUAGAGACAACUGCAGUGCUGUAAAUACUGAUACUGGAAACAUGAUCUGUUUUUGCAAUAUGUGAACUCACAUGUUUGUAAUAUAGUAGGAUUGUUCUUACAUGAUACGGCAUCUUGGUUUGCUUCAAUAAUAUUCCAUAUCCAGUAAAAUACUUUUGCAUUAGCUUUACAUCCAAUAAAAUAAAAUAAAAUAAAAGCUAACCAAACAUGACACGAUUACAAAACUUCAAAAGUCUCAAUUUAAAAUGAAACUCAGGUUAUUAUCCUAUGUCACAAUGUAGCACAUUUUCAGAAGAUGUAUUUUAAUACAGCUCACAGCAAAUACAUAAUUUCAUAUGAUUCAUUAGAAACAAAAUCCAAGUAGUUCUUGGAUGUGUUUUAAACAAGGCUAAGAAUUUAAUUAGUGUAAUUAUUAGGGCUCAGCACGUGAACGCGUUAAUGUUCACGUGCCGAGCAAGCUAGUAAUUAUGCACUGCACUGUGUGAAAAUGCUAACAAGCUGAAAUUUAGCAGGUGUUAUGUAAUUGGUGUUCCCAAUAUUUUGUGUAGUUCUGUGUGUUAAUAUGCUAUUAUUUGCUAAUAAGCACUAAAGACAAAUGAAAUAGACCAUAGUUUAACAACAUUUUCACCGAAUAAUGCUUCUAAAUUAACAGUUAAAGGAACAUUUUGAUUAUUACAGAAAGGAACAUGUCUGUAAAGUUCAUGGCAGAACAUCUAAAAGCUGUGACAUUUCAUUAAAAACCACAAAUGUGAACCUCAUGUUGGCACUAAAGGAAACAUCAGAGUGCACAGUGUUUGAGCACCAUGAAUGUAUUUAAUCAAAAGGCAAUCUAUCUCCAAUGGCCUGGCUCAAAUUGAUGCACAAACAGAGCAGCAUUGCAAAACCCUGGAGCCAUGCUGCAGGGUUAAAAACUAAGAAGAAUAUUAACAUGAAUGUAAAAGAAGGUGUUUACUUUUAAAUGUUGCAUUGUAAUUUUUUUUUUCAGAGUUUCUUUUUUUUAUGAACAGGAUAAGAAUUCAGAUUGUGAACAUGGUUUAUUUAAGUUUGUUUGUGGUUGACACACUCAUUGUUGAUGUUGCUUAGUGCUCUGUUCAGUGAAACAUGGUAGCUCACACUGAACCUGGUCUUAGUGCAUCGUUUUUUAACAGCAGGUUUAUUUUUUGAUUUAUUUUCCUUCUUGGUUGUCUUCUCUUUUCCCACAGAAUAAACUGCUGAUUUCUUGUCUUCUGUCAGA